This is a messenger RNA of Cladocopium goreaui, 2571 nucleotides long. The record is from the annotation of a GenBank genome assembly. NCBI's taxonomy places the organism in Eukaryota, Dinophyceae, Suessiales, Symbiodiniaceae.
AUGCCUGUCUCUCAGCAGGGUUGGACGCGCACGAUCUUCAAGUCUGACUGCUCUCAACAGGGUUGGGCUGCAUGGUGCGGGCCCGACUUCGAGGACGCUAUGAAGACAGCUGGGGUGUACGUAUCCUGUGGAAACUUAUUCUGGCUGAAUGUCAGGGGCAUGACAUCUCCAAAAGUUCCAAUCAACUCAGCCAGCUUGGAGAAAAUCCAGAAGACCUUCUUUCAGAAGGGGGUUGAAAAGUUGGGCGUCGAGAUUGUGGUGGGGGUGCCUCGCAACUGCGACAAAGACAAGUUCAUGCAGCUUCAGGGCAACUUGAUGCGCAUCUCUCCCGAGGAGGUGGAUCACUCCCUGAUUCUACAUGUGGCCCACAGAAUCAGCAGUGGUGCUAGCGAAGAAGAGUUGCUGGGAUGGCGCACCGUGUUCCUCUCAGUCUCCAUCUCAUUGCGGUGUGAGAUCAUCGAGACGAAGGAGGACGCCUUCUUCAGGCAGAUGACCUUGCGUCAGCGAUAUAUCGCGACGUACGAAGCAUGCAGUCGCAGUACUGUUCAGACGAUCUUUGAAAUCGCAGCCCUCAAAGCAGCAUACGAGGCAACACAUACGGCGCACUUGUCAAGGGCGGAGCUCGCAGACCUUUGGGUCAGGAAAACCUACGACCUUUCAGAUUCAGACGAGGCGCCAAAGACAGCGUUUGAACUGGUCGACUCGGCCAUGAAAAUUUACGACAGGAUGCUGAGUGACAAUGACCUCUUCUUGAAGGUGCACUCUCUAGAGUUGAAAUUCGGGAAGAAAAGUUGCUGGAGACACAUGAGCACCUUGGAGGCCGUGGUCAUGAAGUGCAAAAAGAAAGAAGAAAUGAUGUGGAUCCUGGCAACUAUCGAAGAUCUGUUGCUCCGUGGUGAGGCAUCCAACUCACAGUUUUCCAGCCGAAGCCUCAAAGGAGGGAAAACUGGUGGCGGGUCCCGAGGACUGAUGGAUGAAUGGCUUGCUAAGCGCAACAUCCUUCUGUGGCUCUUCGCUGAUUUUGGCACCCAUGGAUUGCCGUCUGAGAUGUGUAUGUCCUUGAGUAAGAUCUUCGAAACCCACACCAAUGUUCGAGAAAAGUUCAGCACGGGUGCCGACUUGUCAUGGCUGGGUCAGCUCACAGAAGUGGAGCGCCUGGCAAUCGACUUUGUGAAGAAUGUGGUGUUUGGAUCCCAGCACGACUCUCAUCUUCGAAAUGCUUUGAAGGGGGCCACCAAGCCAGAAGACUUGCUUGCCAACGAGCCUUUCAAGCCCUUGCUUGACCAGAUCCACACUGAGAUCACCAAACUGGUCAAGGCUGAAGAUGCAGAGGAAGCGAGUGAGGAAGAGAAUGAACCCUUGCUCCAUGACAUUCUGGGUGAGAUGAUUGAUGAGUCUGACGAGUCAGCCGCUGAUCUGCUUCGUUAUGCCAAACAAGCAGAGGAGAUUGUCGACCAAUUUGCCAAGAUCAUCGUUGAGCAGGAUUCGAACUCAGGCAUGGCCCGUGUGCUGGAGGCUUGCGCAACCAGCACGACUGGAAGGCGGGCUGUUCUGAUUUAUGACACCAAGACAGCAGGUGAAGCCACUGCCCAACCGCAUGUCAGACGGCCGCAGUUCCGUCGGGAGCAUUUUACAAAGGUCCUCAGUGCCUUUGUCAAGUCCCGUGGAGGAGAUCAGUUGGAGCGAGAUGACAUUAUCCUCUUCUUUGACGGCGGCAGGCAGCUGGCGCCCAUGAUGAUGUCAUGCUGCGUCCGUCAGGGUGGUGAUGACAACCACGGACGCCACUUUGACAACAAAACCCGCCUAGAGCUCGUGGUGCACUACGAUGAGGUGAGUCUGCGAAGCAGGAAGACUCUUCAAAGAGGAAUGCUUCAAACGCAUGAAUCCUUGCAUUUGGUGAGCAAUGGUGUUGCCUCCGUGCAGGACAAGCCCCGGCUGAUCUACAGUGGCAGCAGUCUUGCAAGUUCCAUCGGCCCAGUGAAAGUGGAUGCCGUUGAAGGUGACAAUGAGGAAGUGUGGCUCCUGCCAAAGGAGGAAAAAGAUCAAAUCUAUGGUCCCUCAGGGAAGGUGCUGUCUGGAGGUGCCCUUGAGGGGGAAUGCCCAGAGCGCCCUUCUUUCAAAGAUGACCGGCAGAUGGUCAGCUACCAUGGGAUGCCCCGCGCCCUUUACAGUGAGCUGAUUCACUCCUUUGAUGCAAAUUUGAUGGUUGCUGCCACAGAUGUGGAGGGGAAGGUAGCGGAGGCAUGCAUCUUGGCCAAGCGGCCGUGUAUCUCCAUAUGCUUCACGGACUUCCAUGCCAGUGAACUUCGCAAACGCUUGAUUCGGUGGGUGUGGGCGCAGUUUCAGGAUCAGAGUUCCUCAUUGUACAAUGUGAACGCGCAGCUCUUGAUCAAGAAGCAGAAGGCCGCCAACUCCGAUGAGUCUAAUGCUACUGGGUCUGAGCCCCCUGCCAAGAAGGCCAAGGCCGAUGAUGAAGCCGCGAAGAAGCGCGAGGAGAUUUUGGCGAAGCUGAAAGGUCUUCAAGGAGGCAUGAGCUUGGUGGAUGAUGAUGACGACGGUGAGGACGAGUGA